Selaginella moellendorffii is the source of this 996-nucleotide messenger RNA. RefSeq names its product 11S globulin seed storage protein 2. NCBI's taxonomy places the organism in Eukaryota, Viridiplantae, Streptophyta, Lycopodiopsida, Selaginellales, Selaginellaceae. The coding region runs from base 1 to 915 and encodes 304 amino acids. The record is from RefSeq and is a predicted model, not a curated record. The transcript is spliced from 5 exons.
AUGGCCGCAGCUCAUCUGGAUGUCGAUCUCACGCCACAAUCUCCCAAUGCGAGAUUCUGCGCCAACGAUGGCGGGAAUUACGAGUUUUGGCUCAGCGCCCACUCCAAGAUGUUGAAGGAAGCUCGGGUUGGGGCGUCGCGCUUCAGUCUCAAUCCUAGGGGCUUGCUGAUGCCGAAAUACUCCGAUUCUAAUCAGAUCUUUUAUGUGCUCGAAGUGUUUUGUGUCUCGGAGACACGAGCAAAAGCCUCAAAUCUGGAGAAUUCACUGUUUACUCCGGACUUUAUCGCCCAAGCAUGGGAUGUCCCAGAAGAAACGGUGAAUAGCCAGAAGGAGGAGAGGAUUGUUUUGCUCAAGGAAGGCAUUUCUAUGCCGGAGACAACCGAUUUGAGCAACUCUCCCUAUGGAGAGUUUGCUUACAACUGCGAGGAGGCAAAGCUCGACGUGGAUAUAAAAAACGGAGGCAGAGUUUCCGUGGUUUCCAGCGAUAGCUUGCCGAUCUUCAAGCACGUCAGUCUUGGCGCUGAUCUCGUCAAGCUUGAUCCGCAUGCCAUGUGCUCGCCAGGAUUUUCCUCCGACUCCGCGUACCAAGUCACUUACAUUGUCCGUGGAAGCGGUCGAGUCCAAGUCGUGAACCAAAAUGGCGAGAGAGUUAUCGAUCAUAUGCUGGAGCCCGGCUGCCUGUUUAUCGUCCCACGAUUCCACGUCGUCUCAAAGCGAGCAGGAGAAAAUGGAAUGGAAUGGUUCUCGAUCAUCACCACCGAGAAGCCAGUGUUCUCUCAUCUCGCUGGAAGAACUGGCGUGAUCAAGAGCUUGUCGCCCAAAACGAUUUGCGCGGCUUUUAACGUGGAAGAUGGAGUUGAGAAGGAGCUGCGGUCUCGCAGGACAAACGACGCCAUCUUCUUCCCACCCAAAUAAGAUGAGCCCCCUAGUCAAUGCAAGUCAAUAAAGAGUCAACUCUGUCAAUGCGCAAUAAAUUCAAAGCUCAUUGAUUCCAAA